Hymenoscyphus albidus is the source of this 2477-nucleotide messenger RNA. Lineage: Eukaryota; Fungi; Ascomycota; Leotiomycetes; Helotiales; Helotiaceae. The record is from the annotation of a GenBank genome assembly.
GUUGGAACCCAUGAUGGAGGCUCGGGCCAUGCCCUCGCUAAGCACUGACCAAAGUCCCCGCUCAGCAUUGGCCAUUGCUCCACUGCUAAAUUGGUUUCUCCUUUUCUACACUUUUCUACUCUAUUCUUUUGACGUUACGUAUUUGUCAAACAGUUUCUUGGAAGACUCCAGAAACUCUUCCUCUCUCUAUAUAUAGAGGAAGAGAUUGCAUGUAUGUAGUCUUCACGCACUUCUUAAUUGAACAUUCGAAACCUCACCUUUGAGUUGUUCAAGGUCUGGCCUCUCACAGUGGGCAUAUCGCUCGUAUGUAACCCCGCAAGUGUUUUUUCUUACUUGCAAAAUCAUAGUGACGCUAUUAUCAUUGGCUUAUCCCGAUACAGACUGGUAGGACGAUGGCCCUGGGUGGCCGAAGACGUACUCAGAAAAUAUGGUUUGUGCAACAUGUUUCUACACAAUUCACUUACUGAUGGUGAUGUUCGCAACAGGCGAUGUUGUCAGGAUUACUCCUAAUGAGUUACUUUUCGUAACCCCACAGGCUAUGACCGGUCAGUUUGGCAGCGACAAGCCCAACUUUGAGACAAACUAAAAUAAUAAAGAUCUUUAUAGCUCUCAUCACAAAAACCUUGAGUUAUUUCCCAAGAUUUAAGCAGGGAACCAUGGAAAUGAUAAACAUGGCGGCCUCAUAUGGGAAUGGGAUCCCGUUCGACACCGCCAGGUGGCAAAACAGUUAUCAUCAGCUUUCAGUGGGCGGGCACUUAAAGCCAAAGAGACGACUCUUCACAGUUAUGUCGAUUGAUUUGUUGAGCAGAUAAGAAAGGUUGGUGGAGGAGAGAAAGGAGUCAGUAUGCCUACUUGGAUUAAUUGGCUGUGCGUGGAUAUCUCAGCCGAUAUGGCGUACAAUCGAGAGAUGAAUGCUAUGCGAGAUAGUAAGAUUCCCCCUUACAGUAUCCAUUAUACAGAAACUUUGAGCGACAGCUGACCUAAAACAAGUGAAAGAUCCGCAAUAUUUAACCAUUCUCGCCGAUUUCAACAAAGCUAUUACCGUGAUCCAAGCAUCAUGGCGCUUUCCACUUCUCAGUCCCUUCAAGUAUUUUAUUCCUAGCAUUGGCUUCGACGAAAGACCAUUCCCACAUCAGAAAGCACAGUCGUCAACAAUUGGAACUUCGUAUCAGACGCAAAGGUGCCGUCGAGCACCUUGACUUCUUUGAUCAGAUUGUUCCGGAAGAUCGAGAGCCUCCCAAAGAUCCAUUCGAGAUGAGACACCUCGAACAGGUCGCGGGGCAAUUGUUAGUUGCAGGUUACGAGCCGCCGGCAAUCUGGCUAUACCACACUAUCUUUUAUCUUGUGAAGAAUCCUAGAACUUUGGAUGUUUUGACCCAGGAAAUUAGGUAUGCUUUCGAAAACUACCACGAUAUUACACCAGGCGGCGCAGCGAAUUUGCCAUAUUUGACUGCCUGCCUUCAAGAAUCAUUGCGUGUCAUGCCAUCGGUUCUUAAUGGAAUGCCUGUCAUCAGUCCAGGUGCGGUGGUCGACGGGACUUUCAUUCCCAAAGGAGUAGGCAGACCAUAUCCCAUACCUGACAAAAUACACUAACGAUUGGAUCUCUAGGUCGUCUGCCAGAGUAGCACCUUCGGCCUAGCUCGGGACCCACGCAACUUUCACGAGCCUUUAACUUUCUGCCCGGAGAGGUGGCUGUCCAAGGAGCAUGCACUAUAUGAGCCGCGUUUUGAAAAUGACAGCCGAAAGGGCUUCUACCCUUUUAGUCAGGGCCCUCGAGCAUGCCCAGGAAAAGUGAUUGCUUGGUGGCAGAGUCGCUUGUUCAUUGCGAAAACCUUGUGGACUUUUGAUUUGGAGAUGGUGAUAGGGCAGGAGGUGGACUUGGAUAGGGAUUUGAGGGGCUGGGGGAUAUAUAUGAAGCCGGAGAUGUUUGUGAGAUUCAAGGAGAAGAUGUAAAGACUGACCUGGAUGUCACAAAAUAAGCCAAUUGGAUGAGAGCUGUAAUGAACAACAUCCGAUAGCGGGAUAUAGGACGUCGGAUUGACACUUUUCAUAGAUAACAUGCUUGUUGGAUAUUCAAGGCUUCUAUCUUUCUCAUUGAAAGCGGAAGCGUGCAUUCGCGAGAAAUCACAAGAAAGACUUGGCACUAGUUGCACUACAGCUAGCUUCAUCUACGUUUUCGGACCAAUGACAAAACGUCCUGCUAGAAGAACAAUAGAGUAAACUAGGAUAUGACUACAAGCCUUUGAGACUCGAACAUUCGUUACGGUUUACGGUUGAACAUAUGUGGAAGCGUAUUACCUUCUAGAGUAGUAGAGGCUCCUUCCGAGCACACAAAUGAAUUUGAUUGUCCAUUUACUGUAUCAAAUUUUAAGAGACGUCGUCGUUACUCUGUAGACACCUCUUAGAUAAUAUUAUUCUUUAAGCCUUGCGCAACUCAAAUGGCUAUACAAAUAAGUCAAGUAAUUUUUCCUUGUUAG